UUUUUCUCCAGUUUGGCGAAUCGUUCGGUCAUUAGUCAGAAGAUUUUCUAUUGUACGAAAACCAGUGGCAUUAUUAUCGUUGAUUUUGAAAGGUCUCAAUCUCUUGAGGUUAAUAGAUUCCAAAAUUAAAGGUUUUGAAUUUCCGAGCAACUUUUCAAUACAGUGCAGUGAGGAUUACCGACACGAAAUCAUCAAAAUAAUUGACACUUUGGACAAAUCCCGUAAACUAAACUGUCAGAAAGAAAAAUACUUUCUUUUAAAUUACGACGUUUUUUUUUUUAUAACGGAAGGAAACAAUAUGAGCAUGCACGAACUAAAUCCGAGAAUUCGACACAUUUUUCUGGCAAACGUAAAAUGCUGCAAUUCGAAUGCGUCAAUUUUCACGGACUCAAUUUCAGUUAGAGCUUCUUAGCAGUGAAUGGUGAAGCUUGGAAUUAAAAUUCAGCCGGAGAGCUGUGUCUCGAUGCAGUGUUAAUAACGUUCUCUCAUUCCCCUUGAGCUCCCCUCUCGUAAUUAUCAUCUAAACGGUCACUAUAGUAUCGUACGUGUCACGAGUCUCAAAUAAUCACAUAAAGAAUCUCAUAAAUCGUGAGGGCGAGGUCGACAAUAAGUGGCUAUGUGUUGGCACAUGUGCAACGGAAUAUUCGGACGAGUAGCUGAGCUGGCACGAUAUCCAUGUUUAAGUGUGUAGACUCGUCGAGUCUAUCGCGAGCUGUUGUUCUUCUGCUUCAUAACACUCGAGAAUCAUGUCGCCGGAAUCGACAGUGGAAAAAAGCGUUGACAAAAAACAAGAAGCGUUCAAAAGAUUUCGAUUUUUUGAUACGCAGACACAACCGUUGAAUGUGCUGAGUCAAAGCGCGAUUCCAAUACAAUUGAGUGCAACUUCGGCCAUCAUCGUGACGGGUUAUCUUCCUGGACAAAUUACUGGAUUCGCCAUUAAUCUUACAUGCAAGCUACCCGGAAAUGUAGGCUUGCACUUUAAUCCGCGUUUGGAUCGAGGUUACAUAGUAAGAAAUUCAAAAAGUCGCAAUUCUUGGGAGAACGAAGAAACCUGUUCUCCAGCCCUCCCGAGUUCGAGAGCUUUCGAAAAAGAUUCUUAUUUCCAUUUGCUCAUUUUUUGCGGAGCCAACGAAUUUUAUAUAGCAAUCAACGGUGAGCAUUUUUGCGAGUUUCAUUACCGAUUUUCUCUAGAGACGAUCGAGGCUUUGGAGAUCGUUGGGGGAGUCGAGGACGUGCGAACGCGAGUAACGAAUCUUUGUAUCUAUCCCGAUCCAAAGAUUUGCAAACCCCUACGAAAUUUGAAGCUCGAUGACAAAAAACCGGUCUUCGAACAUCUCAAAGUACCAGUUACCAUUAAGAUUGAUCGAGAAUUCAAUCAUGGAGCACGUAUUUUUAUCAAAGGAAGACUCAAGCUCCUUCCUCAUUCAUUCUACGUCAAUUUGCAGAGGGGUGAAAUGUUAUAUCCACACCCGGAAAUCGCGCUGCAUUUAAAUCCAAGAUUCCAGUAUGGCAGUCGGACUGCGUGUGUAGUAAUGAAUUGUUGGGCCGAAGGCGCGUGGAGCAGCGAGGAGAGACACGAGGGCCAAUUAUCCUGGGGUCCCGGACGUGAUUUCCUAUUAACCAUACGCUGCGAAUACGAGGGUUACAUGAUAUGGCUCGGUGACAAGAUGAUCGGUGAAUUUAAGCAUCGAUUGCAGCCAACGAUCGUCGAUACUCUGAAAAUAUCGGGUGACGUAGUUCUCUACGAGAUUGCCAUGAGUUGCGCGUGACAUUAAUUCCCCUCCCUUUCUCCGCUUCCCUUGACAUGGUACGACGACGAACGACUUUUUUCUGAGAGUACAUUCUUCUCUUUCUCAAGUCAAGUUUCUGCAAGCAUCUCUAUCUCCAUAACGCGGAGAACAUUUUUUAUACAAACUUAUAUAUAUACAAAACUUUGUUUAUAUAUAUAUAUAUUUAUAUUUAUUGGACGUGUACUCGAAGAUCAUGUCGUCUCGUUGCGUAUUGUUUCUCUCAUUAUUCCAUUUAUUAUACGCUUCUUUGUCUUUAUACAACACUAAAUUUUAUAGCGCUAAUUGUAUAUUAUUAUUUUAGAAAAUAAAUUAUUCAGAAAAAUAUGGAAAACA
This is a messenger RNA of Venturia canescens, 2123 nucleotides long. Its product is annotated as galectin-9-like. Bases 747 to 1769 code for a protein of 340 amino acids. The record is from RefSeq and is a predicted model, not a curated record. NCBI's taxonomy places the organism in Eukaryota, Metazoa, Arthropoda, Insecta, Hymenoptera, Ichneumonidae. Gene Ontology annotation, molecular function: carbohydrate binding. The transcript is spliced from 7 exons.